Aspergillus tanneri is the source of this 1683-nucleotide messenger RNA. Its product is annotated as DnaJ and TPR domain protein. Gene Ontology annotation, molecular function: protein binding. NCBI's taxonomy places the organism in Eukaryota, Fungi, Ascomycota, Eurotiomycetes, Eurotiales, Aspergillaceae. The transcript is spliced from 3 exons. The record is from RefSeq and is a predicted model, not a curated record. The coding region runs from base 1 to 1683 and encodes 560 amino acids.
AUGGCCGCCGCCGCCGCUACUGACCGGAGUUCGAUGGACAUCGAUAGCAAUGAUCCUCGUUUGUCCUCACCGUCGUCCGUAACUAAUGGAGUCAAUGGGACCCAGAACGAAAGGAGCCCUACCCCGCCUCCUCAUACCUCUAGCGGCAACACCGCCGAGGCCGAUUCCUUCAAACUAGCCGGAAAUAAAUUCUUUAAAGAUGGGAACUACAACCGAGCCAUCGAAGAGUUCAACAAGGCUAUUGAAAUCAACCCGAAUUCAUCCGUCUACCUAUCCAACCGAGCGGCAGCGCAUAUGGCCGCUCAUCAAUACCUGAAUGCUAUAGAAGAUGUCGAGCGAGCGCUCGAACUCGAUCCGUCCAACACUAAGAUUAUGUAUCGUCUAGCCCGCAUCCUCACGAGCUUGGGCCGCCCGUCGGAAGCCCUAGAGGUCCUUUCUCGGAUUGAUCCUCCUGCCUCGGCGACCGACCGUGCUCCUGCCGAGAAGAUGCAGCGUUUCGUCGCCCAGGCGGAGGAGACCCUGUCGCUGGAUCGCGGAGUGUCGAUGGUUAUUUUCUGCCUCGACCAGGCCCGACAGCUCUUGGGUCGCGGGGUCAAGGAACCCCGCAAAUGGACUCUGAUGACUGCAGAGGCUCAGCUGAAGAUCGGAACGGAGAACUCGCUGGGGAAAGCCCAGGAUAUCGCUAUUGGCAUGCUCCGGGAUAACAGCCAGGACCCCGAUGCGCUGAUGAUCCGCGCCCGUGCGUUUUAUUGUCUGGGUGAGACCGAUCAGGCCGUGAAGUUGCUGAAGAUGUGUUUGGGCCUGGAUCCUGACAUGAAGCCGGCAGUCAAGCUGCUUCGCACGCUGCAGAAGCUGGUGCGCACCAAGGAAGAAGGCAACGCGGCGUUCAAGGCCAAGGACUACCGCAAGGCGAUUGAACGAUACGCAGAAGCCGUGGGGGUGGAUCCGGCCAACAAGGACAUGAACGCGAAGAUCCUACAAAACCGGGCACAGGCGUAUAUUAAUCUGAAGGAGUAUGAUAAUGCGAUCAACGACUGCAACGAGGCCCUGCGCCUGGACCCGUCGUACGUCAAAGCGCAGAAGAUGCGUGCCAAGGCCUACGGUGGAUCCGGCAAUUGGGAAGAAGCCGUGCGCGACUACAAAGCCGUGGCGGAAUCCAAUCCCGCCGAAAAGGGCAUCCAGGAGGAUAUUCGCCGGGCCGAGUUUGAGCUCAAGAAAGCGCAACGAAAGGACUUCUAUAAAAUUCUCGGGGUGGAGAAGGACGCCUCGGAACACGAGAUCAAGAAAGCCUAUCGCAAGAUGGCCAUCCAGCACCACCCGGACAAGAACCGGGACGGCGAAGCUGGCGACGAGAAAUUCAAGGAAAUCGGGGAGGCAUAUGAAACGUUGAUUGAUCCUCAGAAACGUGCUGCCUACGACAACGGGGACGAUCUCAUGGAUCCCGCCGACAUGUUCUCCCGCGGCGGCUUCAGCGGCAUGGGCGGUAUGGGCGGUAUGGGCGGCAUGGGUGGUAUGGGCGGCAUGGGUGGUAUGGGAGGCAUGGGCGGCACCCAUAUCAACAUCGACCCCAGCGUCCUGUUCAACAUGAUGAAUGGAGGUGGAGGCGGCGGAUUUGCUCAAGCCGGUGGUAGUCCAUUUGGUGGGCAAUCUCGCGGCGGAUUCCCCGGAGGAUUUCCGUUCUAA